CCCAACGCGCUGCGGGCCAUCACGCCGGCGGCGGUGGAGGUGCUUCUGGGGGUGCUGCGGCGAGGAGGUGGGGGGACCCCUCCGGUCCCCGGCUUGCUGGAGUUGGCGUUACGCUGCGUGGUGGCCGUGGUCCACGUGCUGCACGGUGGCAGUCCCGGCGCCGGCCCCGUGCCGUUGCGCGUCCUCCUGGAUGGAUAUUUCAGGGUGCUCAAUUCAGACCUGCCCGUGGCUUCCUUGGCGCCGGAGGCGGCCGGUGGCCUCAUCGCUCUUCGUGUCCUCAUGCUGGAUGCCAUCCCGGCCAUGCUGAGCUGUGAGGACCGGCCAGUCCUCCAAGCCAUCUUUCUCAGCAACAAUUGCUUCGAGCACAUCAUCCGGCUCCUUCAAAACAGCAAGGUGUUCGACAGCAGCUCCGACGCCAUCGCAGUCCACGCCAUCGGGGUGCUCACCGCCAUCAUGAGCAACUCGCCCUCAGCCAAGGAGGUGUUCAAGGAGCGCAUCGGCUAUGCCCACCUCUAUGAGGUCUUGAGGAGCCAGGGCCAGCCCACCCAACGCCUGCUCCAGGAGCUCCUCAACAUGGCUGUCCAGAAGUGGCCCGGUGGUGCCUUCGCCUUUCACGCCUGGUUGUGCCUGAGCGAGGAGGAGCCCGAGCCACUGGUGAGGCCGAAGAGGAGGCAGCUCUAUAGCUUCUUCACGGCCGGUGGCACAGGCUUCGAGGCGUUCUUCACUGCCGGUGGGGUCUUGGUGGUGGCCGUCUGCACCAAGAAGGACUACAUGACGGUGGCAUUGCCAGAGUUUGCCUUCAACGACUCGGCUUGGCACUGCGUUGACAUUGUCCACGUCGCCGGCCGCCGGCCCUUUGGCCAGAACAUCGUCAGCAUCUACACCGAUGGGCACCUGCGGAAGACGGCGCAGCUCCGCUUCCCCUCCCUCCAUGAGUCCUUCACCUCCUGCUGCAUUGGUUCUGCGGGCCACCGGACCACCACCACCACUGCCACCACCACCGGCCACCCGCCAGCAUCCCACGGGCCAGAGAUGGUCUUCCCCCCGCGGCCCGCACUCGGCCGCUCCCAGUCCGUCCCCGCUGCUCUGGGCCCCCAUGCCUGGACCCCCACUCAGCCCCCCACCGAGGGGGUGGUGGCCACCACGGCGGCUGGCAGCCAGGACACCGAGUGGGGCAGCCCCACCUCCCUGGAGGGUCACUUGGGCUCCGUGGCCAUCUUCUGCGAGGCUCUGCAGCAAGCCCAGGUCAAGGCGCUCUUCUGUGCAGGACCAAAUGUCACAUCACCGUUUACACUGGAAGGUGACUUGGUGGAGCUCAGCAGCAAGCUCUUGCUGUACUAUACCCCACAGGCCUGCAGGAACAACAUCUGCCUGGACCUCUCUCCCAGCCACGGCUUGGACGGGAGGCUGACAGGGCACAAGGUGGUCAACUGGGACAUCAAGGACGUGGUCAACUGCGUGGGUGGGAUGGGCGUGCUGCUGCCCCUGCUCGAGCAAGUGGUGUCCAAGAAGGAAGAGCCCGAGGAUGAGCAGGAGACCAACGACCUGGUGGGGCCAGAGCUGACGUCCUCCAGGAACGCCCAGGGCAUGCUUAUCCCGCUGGGCAAGUCUUCAGAGAGCAGGCUGGAGAGGAACAGCGUGGCCGCCUUCCUGCUGCUGGUGAAGAACUUCAUCCAGAACCACCCAGUGAACCAGGAGAGCCUGGUGCAGUGCCAUGGGCCGGCCAUCAUCGGGGCACUGCUGCAGAAGGUCUCCGGUCCGCUGCUGGACAUGAGCACGUUGAUGGCCUCGCAGAUCCUCAUGGAGCAGGUGGCCUCUGAGGGCAGCGGGCUCCUGCUGCACCUUCUCUACCAGCAUCUCCUCUUCGAUUUCCGCAUCUGGAGCAACAGCGACUUCGCCGUCCGCUUAGGUCACAUCCAGUAUCUGGCUAAUGUCAUCAAGGACCACAAGCAGCGCAUCCGUAAGAAGUACGGGGUGCAGUACAUCCUCGACUCCGUCCGGACGUUCUACGGCACCUCCAGGGAGAAGACAACGGCCACUGAUGACAUCAAGACAGUGCAGACCUCCCUCUUCAGUCUGGUGAAGGAUUUCUUCUGCAGGAGCUUCUCCGGGGAGGAGAUGCAGAGCUUGUUGAGCUACGUGGCCGGGGCACAGGAUGAGCAGCAGGUCUGCGGGGCGCUGGAGGUGAUCCACAGCCUGCUGAAGGGCUCACCUGCCCAGGAGCAGCUCUUUGCCUUCCUCUUUGAGCCAGGCCAUGUGGAGGUCCUCUUCUCGCUGCUGGUGCAGAAGAAGUUCUCAGAUGAAGUGCGGGAGAGGGUCUUCAAGGUCCUCUACAAGAUGCUAAAGUACGAGAAGGUCCCUGAGCGCAGCAAGAACCGCCUGAAGCUGAAGGACAUCGGGUACCAGGGGCUCAUUGCCUGCCUCAGUGACGUCCCCGGCUCCAUGCUGCUUUUCCGCUGCCUCUCGGAGCAGGUCCUCGGGGCAGACCCUCCCAACUACAAGGACCUGGUGGCUGUCGUUUACCUGUCCCACCGGGCUGAGCUGACUGUCCGGCUUGAUAUCUGCCGCAAGCUCUUCCACUUGAUCUACGCGCAGCAGGACAUGGUGAAGCAACUGGCGAGGUUGGCUGGCUGGCAAGACACGCUCACCAAGCUCUACGUCAAAGAGUCCUACGAGUCCCGCCAGCACAGCCUGAGCACUGCAGGCAACGGGGGCUGCUUGGAGCUCCUCAACCUCUCAGACCCCCCUGGCAAAGAGGGGACGAGCCCACCGCCAUCCGAACUGCAGGAGUUGGAUGUCUUCCUGCCACUGGGCUAUGAGGCCUCGGACCAGGAGCUCUCUGAGGGCUUCUCUGACCACUCCAUCUCCCCAAGCGGCCGCACCAAGUCCUUCCACUCCUACAACUUCAAGUCUUUUGACUCCUCCGACCGGGCCAGCCGCUCAUCCUCCAACCCCGGCGAUGGUCCUCCCUUUGAUGGUGUCUAUCACCCACUCUCGCCCUUCUCCACCUCACCCUUUGACCUGGGACUCGACCUGGCCAGCACCAGCUCCAUGGCCACGGCCGAGAGCGGCACACAGACCCCCGCCAGCGGCCCCGACACCCCCUCACCCCUGGAGAGCUUCAAACCCUUCCCGGGAAUGCGAGCACGCAAGAGCUCCAGCCUCUCAAAUGUCCUGGAUGAGAGCAGCUACCAGGAUGCGCUGCCCAGCGACAAUGUUUCCAAUACCAGCAACCCCCAGCAAACGCCUGAAGAGGAGCUGUGCAACCUCUUGACCAAUAUCGUCUUUUCGGUGACCUGGCGUGGAGUGGAGGGCUGGGACGACGUGGCAUGGAGGGAACGUGGGCAGGUCUUCUCCGUCCUCACCAAGCUGGGGACAGCGUGCGAGCUGGUGCGGCCCCCCGAUGAGAUCAAGCGGAGCCUGCUGGAGAUGAUGCUGGAGUCGGCACUGACGGACCUGAAGGAGUCGGGACCGGCCACCUUGCCUGGUCUCACCCACAAUGCCCUCAAGCUGCUGCGGCUGCUGCAGGACUUCUUGUUCUCCGAGGGACACAACAACCAGGCCCUGUGGAGCGAGAAGAUCUACGAGGUGGUGAGCAGUCUGCUGGACAAGCUGGGCGUCUGGUACCACCUGGCCAACGGCACCUCCGACCUCAAGGAGAUGGCACAGACUGGUCUACGCAUCCUCGUGGGCUACAUCAUGCUGCAGGACCCCCAGCUGCACUCGUUGGCAUACGUGAAGCUUCACAGCCUACUGCAGACCGCCUCGGCCCCCAAAAAGGACGAGGCUUGCUACCUGCUGGGCAAGCUGGAGACCCCGCUGCGACGCUCGCUGGAAGCCAAAUCGGAGACCUUCUCCUGGUUGGUGCCCAUCGUCCGGACACUCAUGGACCAGUGCUAUGAGACCCUGCAGCUGCAGCUCUUCCUGCCCUCGCUGCCCCCCACCAACGGCAGCCCCACUUUCUACGAGGACUUCCAGCUCUUCUGCACCACCCCGGAGUGGAGGGGCUUCAUCGAGAAGCACGUGCAGCCCACCAUGGCCCAGUUUGAGAUGGACACCUUCGCCAAGAGCCACGACCACAUGUCCAAUUUCUGGAAUGCCUGCUACGAUGCCAUGAUGAGCAGCUCUCAGCGGCGGGAGCAGGAGAAGGCAGCCAGCCGCAAGAUGUUCCAGGAGCUGGUGCUGGAGCCAGCGGCAAAGCGCUCCAAGGCAGAGAACGCCCGGCACGCCAACGUGCUCAAGCAGGCCAACAACCACCACAGCACCGUGCUGAAGCAGUGGCGGUCCCUGUGCCGCCUCCUCACCUCACCCCGCUCCGCCUGGGCUGACCGGAACCCAGCAGAGGUUCGCUGGAAGCUGUCAAGCGCCGAGACCUACUCCCGGAUGAGGCUGAAGCUGGUGCCCAACCUGAAUUUUGACCAACACUUGGAGGCCAGCGCCCUACGGGACAACUUGGGAGCUGACCACCUCCAGAACCCAGCCGAGUCCCUCCCGCUUGCCAUGGCCAAGGAGGCCAAGGUGAGCGAGCUGGAGGAUGACCAACUGGCCGAGGAGGACCUCCCCGUCCUAGACAACCAGGCUGAGCCCAAGGAGCAGAACCAGCGGGAGAAACUGGUGGUCUCAGAGGACUGUGAGCUCAUCACGACAGUGGCUGUCAUCCCCGGCCGCCUGGAGGUGACAACCCAACAUGUCUACUUCUACGACGGCAGCAGUGAGAAGGAGGAGACAGAGGGAGGGAUCGGCUACGACUUCAAGCGCCCCUUGUCCCACCUGCGUGAGGUCCACCUGCGCCGCUACAACUUGCGCCGCUCCGCGCUGGAGCUCUUCUUCAUCGACCAGGCCAACUACUUCCUUGGGACCAGGGAUGGUGUGGGACCAGGGGUGGCCGUUAGACAGGCACAGCCAUGGGAUGGGGAUGUCUUCCCCCUCUCCUGUCCCCUCCCCCAGCCCAUCUCAGCCCCUCUCCCUUUGCUCCAGAAAUGGGUCCUGCGGGAGAUCUCCAACUUCGAGUACCUCAUGCAGCUGAACACGAUUGCGGGGCGCACCUACAACGACCUCUCCCAGUACCCCGUGUUCCCCUGGAUCCUGCGGGAUUACGUCUCCGACACCCUCGACCUCACCGACCCAGCUGUUUUUCGGGACCUGGCCAAACCCAUCGGGGUGGCCAACGAACGGCACGCCCGGGACGUGAAGGAGAAGUACGAGAGCUUCGAGGACCCCACGGGCACCGUGGACAAGUUCCACUACGGCACACACUACUCCAACGCGGCGGGCGUCAUGCACUACCUGAUCCGCACCGAGCCCUUCACCACCCUCCACAUCCAGCUACAGAGCGGCAGGUUUGACUGCUCGGAUCGGCAGUUCCACUCGGUGCCGGCAGCGUGGCAAGCCCGCAUGGAGAACCCCGUGGACGUCAAGGAGCUCAUCCCUGAGUUCUUCUACUUCCCUGAGUUCCUGGAGAACCAGAACGGCUUCGACCUGGGCUGCCUGCAGCUCUCCAACGAGAAGGUGGGCGACGUGGUGCUGCCCCGGUGGGCGCGCUCCCGUGAGGACUUCAUCUACCAGCACCGCAAAGCCCUGGAGUCUGUGUAUGUCUCAGCCCACCUCCACGAGUGGAUCGACCUUAUUUUUGGGUACAAGCAACGAGGUCCAGCCGCCGUGGAGGCCCUCAAUGUCUUCUACUACUGCACCUACGAGGGGGCCGUGGACCUGGACGCCAUUGCCGACGAGACGCAGAGGAAAGCUCUGGAAGGCAUCAUCAGCAACUUUGGGCAGACGCCCUGCCAGCUGCUCAAGGAACCCCAUCCCGCCCGGUUGUCAGCAGAGAGCGCUGCCCAGAGGUUGGCCCGCCUCGACACCCGCUCGCCCAACGUCUUCGAGAACCUGGACCAGCUCAAGUCCUUCUUUGUGGAGGGCAUCAGCGAUGGGGUGGCCCUGGUGCAAGCCGUGGUCCCCAAGACCCAGGCGCACUCCUUCAUCACUCAGGGAUCACCCGACGUCACCGUGAGUGCCAACGGCUUGUUGGGGACCCAUAACUGGUUACCCUACGACAAGAACAUCUCCAACUACUUCAGCUUCACCAAAGACCCCACCGUCUCCAAUACAAAGACCCAGCGUUUCCUGCAGGGCCCCUUUGCCCCUGGCGUGGACCUCUGCUCCCGCACGCUGGCCGUGUCCCCUGAUGGAAAGCUGCUCUUCAGCGGGGGACAUUGGGACAACAGCCUCCGUGUCACCUCUCUGGCCAAAGGGAAGGUUGUUGGGCACAUCUCCCGGCACAUAGAUGUUGUCACCUGCCUGGCGCUUGACCUCUGCGGCAUCUACCUCAUUUCUGGGUCCCGGGACACCACCUGCAUGGUGUGGCAGGUCCUACAACAGGGUGGGUUUUCCAGCGGCUUGGCUCCUAAACCUGUCCAGGUCCUGUACGGCCACGACGCCGAGGUGACGUGCGUGGCCAUCAGCACCGAGCUGGACAUGGCGGUGUCGGGCUCCAAGGAUGGCACCAUCAUCAUCCACACCAUCCGCCGGGGUCUCUUCAUCCGGUCCCUGCGGCCGCCCGGCGAGAGCUCACCACCCGCCGUCCUCUCCCACCUCGCCGUGGGGCCGGAGGGGCAGGUGGUCGCCCAGACUGCAGUGGGUCAACGAGCCUGCUUGAAGGACAGGUUUGCGCUGCACCUCUACUCGGUGAACGGGAAGCACCUCUCCUCCAUCCCGCUGGACGAGGAGGUGACGGCCAUGUGCCUGACGGAGGAGUUUGUGGUGUUGGGGACCAUGCAGUGCGGGCUGGAGAUCCGUGACCUCCAGAGCCUCAGGGCAGCCAUGCCCCCCGUGCCCAUGCGGGUGCCCGUCCACAGCGUGUCCGUCACCAAGGAGAAGAGUCACAUCUUGGUGGGGUUGGAGGAUGGCAAGCUCAUCGUGGUGGGGGCUGGGCAGCCCGCUGAGGUGCGACCGGGCCAGUUCCACCGGCGGCUGUGGCGCUCCACGCGUCGCAUCUCCCAGGUCUCGGCCGGCGAGACGGAGUACAACCCCACCGAGGGCAAGUCCUAG
Messenger RNA from Charadrius vociferus (killdeer), 7044 nucleotides. RefSeq names its product neurobeachin-like 2 (gene NBEAL2). Gene Ontology annotation, molecular function: protein kinase binding. The record is from RefSeq and is a predicted model, not a curated record. Gene Ontology annotation, cellular component: cytosol; membrane. The transcript is spliced from 46 exons. The annotation marks the transcript as partial. Gene Ontology annotation, biological process: intracellular protein localization. Lineage: Eukaryota; Metazoa; Chordata; Aves; Charadriiformes; Charadriidae.